This is a messenger RNA of Mycena indigotica, 846 nucleotides long. RefSeq lists its product as uncharacterized. The record is from RefSeq and is a predicted model, not a curated record. The transcript has a single exon. Bases 1 to 846 code for a protein of 281 amino acids. NCBI's taxonomy places the organism in Eukaryota, Fungi, Basidiomycota, Agaricomycetes, Agaricales, Mycenaceae.
AUGCCCGCUCGCGGCGCGCAUACUGCGCCCAAGUUCGACUCCACGAAGCCAGAAGAGCUUCGUCGUUACUUCGCCGAUGUUGAGUACUUGAUGGGGCUAGCAAAUAUCACUACGACUGAGGAUAAGAAGAAAGCAUGCUCACGUUACCUUUCAGUCCAAGACCAGGAGCUCGUUGAAGGUCUUGACGAGUUCCAUGAUGCCACUAAGACGUACGAUGAGUUUAAGAAAGCCGCGCUCUCGCACUACGCUGGAAACGAUGAGGAGCACUUGUAUACACUCAAAGAUUGGGACGCUCACCUUGGUAGCACGGCCCGCGUCGGCAUCCACUCCGAGAACGAGCUCGCUGCGUUCUUCCGAACCUUCGUUCGCAUCGCCAAGUUUCUCAUUUCGAAGAAACGGCUUUCUGAGACUGAACAGAGCCACGCAUUCUUGCGUGCUCUCCAGCCCGCCUCGCUUCAAGCGGCUGUGAAGCAACGGCUUCAGAUCAUCCGCCCGAACGUCCACGCGGACGACCCGUAUGCGCUCGCCGACCUGUACGAUGCUGCAAAGUUCUGCCUUGCCGGCUCGCCGUCCCUGCUGUUGAACGCGGCACCAACCCCGAGCCCCGCUGAACCUGUGGUCAAGACGGACCCCGAGCUGAAGGCGGUGCUCACCUCUAUAAGUCAGCUUGUUGCCGUGCUCGCCAGUCAAGCACGCACCAAUGCUGCCCCCAGCCAAUCCCCCCCAGACACCCAGCAACGCCAACCCCUCCGCGAAUCCCGGCCGCUCCUCCGGACAGCGCCACCCCGGCUGCAGCUAUUGCCUCGACCUCACCCACUUCAUGCGCGAGUGCCAGAAGUUGAUUGA